GUAUCUAUGUGUCUGUAAGAGAAUGCAAGAGUACCAGGCAGCCAGCAGGGGAAGGAGAAUCUUGUUUAGUUUCGAGACAGCUCUGAUCCGAGACUCAACACUGCUAUGUCGGACACUCGAAUGUGUUUAAGCGUCUGAGAAUGAAUGAAUCGGGGAACAGCACUAUCAACGAGGAGCACCUGAUCAAAAUCAGGGUCUUUGCUUCUGUCACCUCCUUUGUUCUGCUGGCUUUCUUCAAUCUCGUAAUUGAUUACACCAUUCUGAGUGAGGACCGUCUGCGAUCUCAAGCUAGAUUUGUUUUGCUGUUCCAUCUUUUGGUAUCCGGUCUGAUCUACUUUGGUCUGAGCAGCACUUUCUAUCUCCUCAUUUACCUGGAGGUGGCCAUGUCAGCCUCGUGUUGCCUGAUCCUCCUGAUGUUCCUGAUGAUGAGCGGUUCCACCAUCCUCCUGACCCUGACCGUGAUGGCAGUUGAUCGAUACUUCGCCAUCUGUCACCCGCUCAAGUACAGCUCCUUCUGCACCCAGUGUAAAAUCUGGAUUCUUAGCAGCAUGACCUGGGUGGUCUCAGCUGUCAUCCCUCUCAUCCUGGUCUCCCAGAAUAUGAGGAAGGAACCCAGCCAAAUGUUCACGAGCUGCUCAAUCUCCAACUUUCGUUCCAGCUACAGCAUGAAACACACUUCUAAAAUCCUGCUGAUCUGUAUCUGUACAGUCCUUAUUCUCUUCAGCUAUUACAAAAUUCUGAUGGAAGGUAAGCGUAUUGGUGUGCUGAACCGGCGCAAUAAGAGGGCACGGAGCACCAUCUUAAUGCAUGGGGUACAGCUGGCGGUCUACAUAAUCCCAACAUUCAUCAACUUCAUUUUGCAACAAGUGGCUCAUGCCAGAAAGCUUGAUGAGAGCACCAAGACUCUUUUUGAGGUACUGAACUUUGCCUUCUUCAGCCUGGCACAGUGCAUCAGCCCUGUUAUCUACGGCCUGCGCAAAGAGGAGUUGUGGGAACUCACUUCGCACAAGUUCCCAUGCUUCCUUUGGGACUUCAAGGGGACUCUGGAGUUGGUGCGGACGACUCUGCUCCUGCCCACAAAAUCGAGCUCUCCAGCUUCAGUCCAGACUUGUCCUGAGGUACUGACUCUGGUGAGUGAGGAGACCACAGGAAAAUGCAUCGAGUAGUGCUACCAAACCCAAUUCUAGAUAUCUCUUGAGCUUUCACGGGAUUUUGCCAUCCCUAACCGAUCUUGUGUGUGGUCAACAAACAGAUUUCUCAGUCUUUGGGAAAAGGGCACUAAAAUCUCUCUGACUUUUAUUGUUGAAUAUUUUUGUGCAUUAUGACUAAACACGAUGACCGAGUGUUGAUGACUAAUAGUUUUUCUUUGUGUCUCCUGUAAAAUACCCCCUCCCCCAUCCUCAGUCUCCCAUUGUUUCUUCGAUUCUCAAUUUAAACACUUAAAAAAUAGUUGGAAAUCCAGUUCAGGAGGGAGAUUAGGAACAAAACACUUCAACCUAAACUUUUUCACAGAACUGGCACAGGCAUGGAAGAUGGACCCAAUGGUCUCCUUCUGCACUCUUCCAAAAACAAACCUGGAGGGACUAAAACAAGGAUUUAAAAAUCUGAAGAGAAAGCUUGACUUUUUUUUACACAAAGGACUUUGGAUUGGGAGACAGCAGUAAAUCAGAAAAACUACAUGCAGUUAUAAAGAAAACUAUGAAGAAAGACCGUUAAUUGGUACCCAGCUAUGAAGAGGAAUGUGGCGAGUUAAUGCAUGUUAUGAUGUUAAUGCUUCGGUUAUUUUUGGCGUAAAGCUCAAAAUAAACAGUAUGCUGCACCCUGCCUAAAUACAAAUAGCAUCAGUGCAAAAUGUGAAAACUAAAGAGCUUUUGGGAAUACUGGAUUCCAAAGGUGAAUUGUGCAGUGAACAAAAGGAGCUGCUAUCUGUACAGAAUGGCUGAUGAGGAACCAGAGAUUAUGCUCAAACUGAGCUCCGGAGAGUGAAAUUUUCAGCAACUUUCUGAUUGUGAGCUUGAGUUCAAGUGCUGCCACUUAAUCACAGUUCAAGGAGCCCAGAUGGUGGUGAUUGUGGUGAAAUGGUGGAACUGUUGUCCAAAUGUACAGUCCACUGAACAGACAGUAGAGUGGGAAUGGGACUGUGGCUACAUUUGGGGACAAUUGAAAUGGCUGCUGGCAAAGGACAACCCAAACGCUGAUUAAAACAAAAAAAUGCCGCGGAACUGGCAGCAUCUAUGGAAAGAGAGAAAAGGAGUAAAUGGUUCAGGUUAAAAUAUAUUGUUGCCCUGCACUAUCUCACUGCCAGAAUUUUCUGUUUUCCUGGGUUGUAUCCUAUGGCCAAAAGAUUAGGAGAAUAUUACUGUUCCUUUUUGUUUGGAGGCAGUAAUACUGUAAAUACUUUUCUGUAUUUUUAGGCUUAAAACUGCCAAAUAGGAAAUCAAGCAACAAAACGUGACAGGAAAGCUUUUCUAUGUGGCCUACAACUAAAUUAACAUUGAAAUAGCUAUAUGUCUUUUUUAAAAAAUUGCCAGUCCCAAUACUGCUAUGAUUUGAUUUCCUGUAAUAUAAGGUUUG
Messenger RNA from Hemiscyllium ocellatum (epaulette shark), 2574 nucleotides. RefSeq lists its product as uncharacterized. The record is from RefSeq and is a predicted model, not a curated record. Gene Ontology annotation, biological process: G protein-coupled receptor signaling pathway. Gene Ontology annotation, cellular component: membrane. Lineage: Eukaryota; Metazoa; Chordata; Chondrichthyes; Orectolobiformes; Hemiscylliidae. Bases 141 to 1166 code for a protein of 341 amino acids. Gene Ontology annotation, molecular function: G protein-coupled receptor activity. The transcript has a single exon.